GCCCGCGGCCCGCGCCGGGGAUGACUCUUCGGGGCUCGGCGCCCAGGCCCCGCGCGCUCGGCCCGCAGCAGCCCCGCGGCCGGGACGCGUCGUGAGCAGCGGCGCCCCCCGGGCAGCCGCCGUCCAUGCGAGCGGACAACCCCGCAACUCCGCUCCGCGGCGCGCCCGGAGCCCGGAGCCCCGAGCCCCGAGCCCGAGGCCGAAGUUGGGCGCGCCGCGGAGUUGCGCCCGCGCCCCGCCAAGUCCCGGGGCGGCGGCGGCCCGAGCAGCAUGCCGAGGAGGAAGCAGCAGGCCCCCCGGCGCUCGGCAGCUUACGUCCCCGAGGAAGAGCUGAAGGCCGCGGAGGAGGGGAACAGCACAGCGGCCGCAGAUGAGGAUGGUGCAUCUCUGGACACGGCCGAAAGUGAGCGUCCGUGCACCACAGCUGAGGAUGCUGACGGCCCGGAGGCACCAAGCUACCAGGACUCCCCGCUCAGCACCGCCACCAAUGCGGACGCAGCCUUUGGCUCUCCCUUCAGCGAGGGCAGUGAGCAGCUGGCACCUUUCAAGGGCUCUGCACCCCGGGAGGAGAAGGAGGAGCCAGCGGCCCCUGAGAGUGGCACUGCCUACCCCCAGGACAGCCUGGCCCAGAUUAAAGCCGUGUACGCUAAUUUGUUCUCUGAGUCCUGCUGGUCUAGCCUGGCUCUGGACCUGAAGAAGUCCACCUCGGCUACCAGCAACGGUGAUGCGGGCCCCAAGGACAGCACCCCGGCCACCGUCCCCACGCCACCUGCCUGCCCCCCAGGCCCUGCUGCCGCCAGCACCACAGCCACUGCGAGCACCAACACGUGCACAAGCACCAGUGGCUCUGGCUAUGACUGGCACCAGGCAGCACUGGCCAAGACGCUGCAGCAAACAUCGAGCUAUGGACUGCUGCCCGAGCCAAGCCUCUUCAGCACGGUGCAGCUGUACCGCCAGAACAACAAGCUCUACGGGUCUGUGUUCACCGGUGCCAGCAAGUUCCGCUGCAAGGACUGUAGUGCUGCUUAUGACACGCUGGUGGAGCUGACGGUGCACAUGAAUGAGACGGGCCACUACCGCGAUGACAACCGAGACAAGGAGUCCGAGAAGGCCAAGCGCUGGUCUAAGCCCCGCAAGCGCUCGCUGAUGGAGAUGGAGGGCAAGGAGGACGCCCAGAAAGUGCUCAAGUGCAUGUACUGUGGCCACUCAUUUGAGUCCCUGCAGGACCUAAGCGUGCACAUGAUCAAGACCAAGCAUUACCAGAAAGUGCCUCUGAAGGAGCCCGUGCCGGCCAUCACUAAGCUGGUCCCCUCCACCAAGAAGCGUGCCCUUCAGGACCUGGCGUCCCCCAGCUCCCCACCGGAACCUGCGGGGGGCGCUGCUUCCACCACCACCGCCACUGAGCCGUCCCUGAGUGAGGCAGCCAAGGACCAAAAAGCCGCCAACCCCUACGUGACCCCCAACAACCGCUAUGGCUACCAGAAUGGCGCCAGUUAUACAUGGCAGUUCGAGGCGCGCAAAGCACAAAUCCUCAAGUGCAUGGAGUGUGGCAGCUCUCACGACACCCUGCAGCAGCUUACGGCCCACAUGAUGGUCACCGGCCAUUUCCUCAAGGUCACCACAUCCGCCUCCAAGAAGGGCAAGCAACUGGUGCUGGACCCUGUAGUGGAGGAAAAGAUCCAGUCCAUCCCUCUGCCGCCCACCACACACACCCGCCUGCCUGCCUCCCACUCCAAAAAGCAGCCCGAGUCCCCUGCUGGCUGCCCGGUGCCCGACGAGAAGAAGGAGACUGAGAAGGAGAAGGUGCCAGCAACAGCAGCAGCAGCAGUGACUGUGGCGGUGACAACAGUGGCCGUAGAGGUGGAGAAAAAGAUCAAGGAGGAGAGUGAGGAGGUGACGGAGCCCAUGGAGCCCACAGCCCUGUACCAGUAUUUGCGGGAGGAGGACCUGGAUGAGAGCCCCAAGGGUGGGGUAGACAUCCUCAAGUCCCUGGAGAACACGGUGUCCACGGCUAUCAGCAAGGCGCAGAAUGGUGCACCCUCGUGGGGCGGCUACCCUAGCAUCCACGCUGCCUACCAGCUGCCUGGUGCUGUGAAACCACUGCCCGCCACUGGGCCUGUGCAAAGCGUCCAGGUUCAGCCCAGCUACACAGGCACCAAGCCACUGGCUGCCGAGCACAGUGCACUUCUGCAUUCCCCGGGAAGCCUCACCCCACCGCCCCACAAGAGCAACGUGUCGGCCAUGGAAGAGCUUGUGGAGAAAGUGACGGGCAGGGGCAGCGGGAAGAAGGAAGAGCGGCCGGCUGACAAGGACAAGAGCUCCCCGGCCAAGACGGUGUCACCUGCGGCCAAAGAGAACAAGGAGGGUCCACGGGCCGAGGACACAGGCGGAAACAAGGUACAGAAGAAGGGCCCUGAGGGGGACACAGUAGGCAAGACCAGGAAGGAGGCCACGGCUGGCGAAGGCCAUCCGCCCAACAGCACUGACCCCCUGAAAACCAAAGUCACCAAUGGCUGCAACAACCUGAGCAUCAUCACCGACCACUCUCCCGAGCCAUCCUUCAUCAACCCGCUGAGUGCCCUGCAGUCCAUCAUGAACAGCCACCUGGGCAAAGUGUCCAAGCCCGUGAGCCCCUCACUGGACCCCCUAGCCAUGCUGUACAAGAUCAGCAACAGCAUGUUGGACAAGCCGGUGUACCCUGCAGCUCCUGGCAGGCCGGCCGAUGCUAUUGACCGUUACUACUACGAGAACAGCGACCAGCCCAUCGACCUAACCAAGUCCAAGAGCCGGGCCCUGGGUGUGGGCGGCACCACUGCCGAGGCUGUGGGAUCCCCACUGCGGGAGAGCGCGCUCAUGGACAUCUCAGACAUGGUGAAGAACCUCACGGGCCGCCUCACGCCCAAGUCCUCCACGCCUUCCACAGUGUCCGAGAAGUCGGACGCCGACGGCAGCAGCUUUGAGGAGGCACUGGACGAGCUGUCGCCCGUGCACAAGAGGAAAGGUCGCCAGUCCAACUGGAACCCACAGCACCUUCUCAUUCUGCAGGCCCAAUUCGCCUCCAGCCUGCGGGAGACGCCGGAGGGCAAGUACAUCCUGUCAGACUUGGGCCCACAGGAGCGUGUGCACAUCUCUAAGUUCACAGGGCUCUCCAUGACCACCAUCAGCCACUGGCUGGCCAAUGUCAAGUACCAGCUGAGGAGGACAGGGGGUACCAAAUUUCUCAAGAACCUGGACACUGGGCAUCCCGUUUUCUUUUGCAACGAUUGUGCCUCUCAGUUCAGAACUGCUUCCACGUACAUUCACCACCUAGAGACACACCUGGGCUUCAGCCUGAAGGACCUCUCCAAGCUGCCACUCAGCCAGCUGCAGGAACAGCAGAAUGCCAGCAAGGUCCUGGCCUCUAAGGCCUUGGGCCCACUGGCAGCCGCUGAGGACGAGCUGGGCUCCACGUUCCAGUGCAAACUCUGUAACCGGACCUUCGCCAGCAAACACGCGGUGAAGCUUCAUCUCAGCAAGACCCACGGCAAGUCCCCCGAGGACCACCUGAUCUAUGUGAUGGAGCUGGAGAAACAAUAGCCCUGGACCACACCUUCCCCUGCACGAGGCCUGGCCUGAGCCUCCAAAAUCAGCCCCCCCUGACUCCCCUGAACUGCCUGUCUGGACCCGGUUUUUCUUACACAUAUUUUGUAGUUAUAUUUAUAUGCUCUUUGUCUCAUCUGUGCAUGUUCUUUUUCUUUUCUUUUCUUUUUCUUUUUCUUUCUUUUUUUUUUUUUGUUGCCGUGAGUCAGUCUGACCUUUCUUUUCAACAUCUGUUCUUGAUGUUAAGCUCUCUUUUUCUAGCAAAGAGUGGGGCACAGUGCUCAGAGAGACAUUUAUUUAGCAGGAAAGAAAGACACAAAUAACCAUGAUCAAAAGACAUCCUAAAAUUACGAAGUUGCCAUGACAAUAAAGGUCAUAGAACCUGGUCUUGUCAGAUUUAACCCCUUUGAGGACUGUAAUCGUGUAUCCGUGCCUUUCACUUGGGAAAAAACAACAACAGCAACACACACACACAAACACACACACACUCAUACACACACAUCCACACACACACAAAAUAAAACAGAAACAAAAAGGCGUAAAGGCAUUUCAUUCAGAUCAAAAGCAGUGUCAGACGCGCCACUUACUUAAUAAUUAACACACGAGCUUUCAUCUGCAGAACUGGUCUGUGAGGGAGGGUGCAGCUGUUGAGAGAUGCUUCAGACUCACGGGGUUAGGAAGCCACAACAUGACAUGUUUGAAACCAAACCAAACCCGAGCAAGCCACCACCACAGACACCCCACUUGCCACUAUGCCCAAACCCUCUGGAUGCUGAAUAAUGCCAUUUUUUGGCAAAAAAGAGAAAAGAAAAAAAAAUGUAUGCAAGCUAUUAUUUAAAAAUGUGUAAAAAAUGCUCUUUCUUUUUUUUUUCCUGUAAAAUACUGCGGUUUAUAGUUAUUUACAAAUGUAAGCUUUGGUACAAGCUGAACUUUCUAUAGCGUGCUGCAUUGAAAAAUGAAAAAUUAAAAGGGGGGUCAACAUGUUGGAUUUCUUCCCUGUGAAUUGCCAGCAUCAGCUUAAAAACUCUCUGUUCCGUAUUGUACCAUUUUUAAUCGAGUUCACUUUCUUUGUACCUUCUGGCUGGAUGCUUUCUCUUUCAACUUUUUAUAUUGUCAUUUUAUAUUCAAUGUCUGUGUAUAUACUGUAAAACCACAAUUUUGGAAUAAAAUCUUGUCCCUGCAGCUUGACUUCAAUAGAGAGAACUCACUGGUCAUGGCAUCGGCCCCGAUGCAUGGAUAGCAGACAAAAAAGAAAGAAAGAAAGAAAUCCGUGGAAGCAAAACAAGCCCUGCACUAUCAAUUUAUACAUUUUGCUGUUCUAUCAUUAAUAUUGUACAGUUCAUUUGGGUUCACACGAUUAAAUCCACUGUUUUCUCCAAUGUCGAAUAAACCCACACGCGGUUCUUGAUUUA
Suncus etruscus (white-toothed pygmy shrew) is the source of this 4991-nucleotide messenger RNA. RefSeq names its product teashirt zinc finger homeobox 1 (gene TSHZ1). Bases 271 to 3576 code for a protein of 1101 amino acids. The record is from RefSeq and is a predicted model, not a curated record. NCBI's taxonomy places the organism in Eukaryota, Metazoa, Chordata, Mammalia, Eulipotyphla, Soricidae. Gene Ontology annotation, biological process: regulation of transcription by RNA polymerase II. Gene Ontology annotation, cellular component: nucleus. The transcript is spliced from 2 exons. Gene Ontology annotation, molecular function: DNA binding; DNA-binding transcription factor activity, RNA polymerase II-specific.